Xiphias gladius (swordfish) is the source of this 3571-nucleotide messenger RNA. It is a transcript of the gene ccni, whose product is annotated as cyclin I. The transcript is spliced from 10 exons. Gene Ontology annotation, cellular component: cyclin-dependent protein kinase holoenzyme complex; cytoplasm; nucleus. The coding region runs from base 299 to 1615 and encodes 438 amino acids. Gene Ontology annotation, molecular function: cyclin-dependent protein serine/threonine kinase regulator activity. The record is from RefSeq and is a predicted model, not a curated record. Gene Ontology annotation, biological process: regulation of cyclin-dependent protein serine/threonine kinase activity; mitotic cell cycle phase transition. NCBI's taxonomy places the organism in Eukaryota, Metazoa, Chordata, Actinopteri, Istiophoriformes, Xiphiidae.
UGGGCGGAGCCUAUUUCCCUCUCUCUUCCCCCCCAGUCCCCUCCUCGGAAGUAGACAUAUCUGUCUAUAUUCCGUUCUUUUAUUUUUAUAUGUUUUUUACAGCAACCCCUUUUCCCCAGAACUUGGCACCAUGGAAGCCAGGAUGGACGAGUAAACCGAGGAACGGGUACCCGAUUUCACCCCCUUUAUCUAUCCUUGAAUUGAGUGGACCGGAUGAAAUCCAACUGUGGUUUUCUCCGCUUCGCAGGGGAGGUAGCUGUAUCCAGUGGGGAGGUAGGCUCAACCAGGGGAGGAAAGAAUGAAGUUAACUGAACCCUGGGGACGCCAGAGGCUGUCUUUUCUUCUGGAAAAGGCUGCCUCUAGGGAAGCCAAGAUGUGGAAGGUCUAUGUGCCAAAGAAGCCCUCCUCACAGGAUACAGACGUCUCCCCGGCCCAGCGAGAUGAAGCCGUGCGAUGGUUGACAGAGCUCCACAGCAGAUUGCAGCUGUACCCAGAGACUCUGGUUUUGGCUGUUAGCAUCCUGGACCGCUUUCUCGCUCCCAUCAAGGCGCGUCCAAAGUACCUGCGCUGCAUCGCCAUUACCUGCUUCUUCCUGGCUGCCAAGACGUGUGAGGAGGAUGAGUGUGUGCCUUCUCUGAAGGAACUGGCUGCCUCCAGCAGCUGUGGCUGUUCUCCAUCAGAGAUCCUGAGGAUGGAAAGGAUCAUCCUUGACAAACUGAACUGGGAUCUGCAUACUGCCACAGCACUGGACUUCCUGCACAUUUUCCAUGCGAUGGUGUUGUCGUGUCGUUCCGGGUUUUUGUACUCCAUGCUGGGAUUGAACCGCUCUCAGCACCUCGCCCUGCUCACACAGCGACUCUAUCACUGUCUGGCCGACCACACACUCAUACAGCUCAGAGGAUCCAUGCUGGCCUUGGCCCUCAUUACCCUGGAGCUGGAGACCUGCUGUCCUGAUUGGCUGGCACUUACCAUUGACCUGCUGAGGAGGGCACAGAUCGACAGCUCUGAAUUGAUUAGGAGUCGAGAGCUGGUGGCUCGUAGUCUGUCCACACCGAGAGCUUCCCUGCUUCCAAACACUGUCUACAUCUACCAACCCCUGCAGAGCCAAACCACCCUGCAGUGUCCGGCCCUGGACCCUACCCUCCGCUGCUGCACACUGGGGACCAUCACCUCCACCUCAGAGUCUUCCAGGGACCUUGCCCAUGUCAAUGCCUCCCCUGCCCAGCCCCACAUACGUACUGGAGGGGAGGUGGGGCGUCCGCAGCCUUGGAGCUCCGUCUCCUCCUCCACCGACAGCAGCAUCCCGGCUCUGCUCUCCCCACCCAAAAACCUCCAUCACAACCGCCUACAGAAGGUCACGCUGCGCUGCAAGGCCUCCGCCAAGCGCAAGGUGGAGGAGAUGGAGGUGGAUGACUUCUACGAUGGCAUCAAACGCCUCUACAACGAAGACGUCACUACCACCGCCAUCACCGUCCAGGAGGGGGCAACAUCUGCAACGGGGGCAAUAACAACAAGUGGAGGAGGAGGAGGUCUGAACACCUGCAGUGUCCUGUUGUCCCGACAGGAAGGCAGCUCUUCCCCCUGCCCGCCUCUGCAGCCAGUCAGUGCCUCCUAAUGACCAAACAGGAAGCAGUUUUACCAAAACCACCUCAACGCAGACAUGAUCUUCCUGUUUCACUUUCAGACUAAACCUCCAGUCAAAGUAUUCAAAUUAUAUUCAGUUUUUUGAUCAAACAGUCAACUUUAGGCAGUUCCUGCGGCAACAGUGGUGGGCAACUCCCUUGGCUAUAGGUAACAAAGUCAGAGAAUGAGAGAGAUUUGUUUUCAGUGUCCCAUUUGCAUAAAAAAGCAAUAUAGAGGCAGCUCCUCGUGGCUUGUUGGCCUUCAGAGUUGCCAGAGAAAACUGUCCUAUAUUCCUGUUGAUGAAACAUACAAUAAAGAGGAAAAUAUUAAUGUCAUAAUACAAAUAAAGUAGUGAUAGAGAUGAUGUCGGCGCUUACAGUGGUUUUGGUUUCGGUGCAAAUGACCCCAGUGUGAGCCCGAGCUGUUCAGCUGUCCUGAGGUCAGUUGCCAUCAUCCUCUGCAGCAGGAAAACAGAGCCCAAAAAAAAUUAAACAUUCAAAAAAUAAAAAACCUGCUGCUGCUACUAUCUGAUUAAUGAUAUUUGUUGAACACAAAUACAAAAGGUUUAAAAAAAUAAUAAAUAGAAAAACUUGCCUUCAAAAAAAACCUAGAAUUGACUUCUCUACCCCAGUGUCUCGCUCUCUGUCCUGUUGUGGAAGAUUUUUGGAAAUGUUUGUCAUCUUAUAUUUGUUGUUCACACUUUAAACUCUUUUCUUUCAUUUCACACAUUUAUGUUUUUAUUCUGUCUUCUUCCCUUACCUUCCUCACUCUGCAUGUUUUCAUCUCUAUUUAUAACUUCUUCAUAAAGAGUUUCAAUCAAUCGAAUGAAUGUUACUGUAUAGAUGAUAAUCUGUAGUACUUGCCCAGAUAGAAAAAAGUUAGUUUUUAUUUGUCUGUUUGUUUUUUUUUUAAUGAAGUGCAAUUUGAUUGUUAAGAAGAUGCUGGUGUAAACAUCCUUCCUAAGAAUCCCUUUCUUUCCCUUCCCUCUCAGCUUGUUGUGACAGCUUGACUUAAUGAAAGUUUCUCAGGUUGUUUUAUUCACCCACAAACAUGAAAAAAAGUCUCUGCAGCUUAAAUCUGGCUCGCUCCUGCAGAGGUCUUGACUGCCAAAUGAUCAUUUAGUUUGUUUUGGAGCCCAAGUCGCCUUGAGAUAAUAUAUAAAUUAUUAGUUACUACAGCAGCUCUCAGUUGGUGGAGUUGACCUCGGUCAAUUGCUUUAAACCCCACCCAUCUGGUACCACUGAGAGUUUAGAACAAAUGCUGUCAAAAACUCUGAAGGACCUACAGUUCUUGUUGUGUAGUCAGGGCCCUGUUCUUUAAACCUGUUUUAACUAAUCCUAGUUAAAACGAUUCUGUUAAUUCUAAUUAAGCUACCUUGGUCUCUUGAAUACAGAUACACCAAGAGAUCUUGAUGAUUUCUCAAUAACUUACAUGUUCUCAUCUAAAACCGUAAAAGUUUUGGUAAUGAGGACUCGAUGCCAUAACAGCUCCGGUUAAAUCCAGAAAAAUCCAGGCUUUACAGUCAACUCAACUUUGUUGUCCUUAUACAAAGAACAGGGCCCUGGUAAAAAUCAGACAGCAUGUGGUUUCUGUGUUGAAGCAACUGGAGGCAAUUCAAGUUUUAGUCAAUAUAUUCAUAUGUAAUAAAACAACCUUGAAUUAUUGAAAGCAUUUUACUAUUAAGCUAAGAGACAGAAAUGUGGUUUUUGAGUUGGAGUCUGAGCUGAGCUGACUGAGAAAAAGAACACGUGUGAAGAUCUUCACUUUGAUGUUACAAAAAAAAGCUAAAACAACACGCUCUGUUUUUAUCUUUUGAAGUUCUGUUUAAUAUAUUUUUAAUCCUGCAAAAAGCUCUGUUGUUCCUGCUGUGGUGGUGGGUGGUGGCUGCGCCAGGUCCCUGAACGCACUGCGGCACCCAUAAAUAAAGAGAUAAGAGUAUGAAAACUGA